This is a messenger RNA of Fraxinus pennsylvanica, 1452 nucleotides long. The record is from the annotation of a GenBank genome assembly. Lineage: Eukaryota; Viridiplantae; Streptophyta; Magnoliopsida; Lamiales; Oleaceae.
AUGAAUGCAAAGCCUUCUUUAUCUAUUCAAAGAUCAGGUGCAAGACAACUUAGUAACUUUGGCGUUUCUGGGACUAUGCCUUCUUCUUUUCCUGUACUGCCAACUCCUUCGGGAGAAAGAUAUCCUAUUCUACCAGACUCCCAUCAGGUCUCCAUGGAGAGGGAACUCAUGCAACAUUCUCCAGCUGUCAUUUCACCAAUGUCUUCCAACAGUGGGGUAGUUGGCCAUUUAUUUUCUUCAUCCUCGGGGUUUUCUACUGAUCUUCAUUUUUCAUCUGUCCUGCAACAAGAAGACCAUCCAAGAAAAUCUCAUCUCAUAUCCCAAUCAACUAACAGUGGGACUUCACUUAUAUUGCCUGAUGCUGUUGAUUCUGAAGUUCCUCGAUCCACAGCAUCAAGUCACUAUAACAAGGAAGAAAACAAUUCUUGGUGUACAGAUACACUGCCUGAUUGUCUUGAUUAUCCAAGAAGUACCUCUAUCCAGAAUAAUCAACUAGAAAGGAGCAACUAUGGUGGCAUUGCCAUUCCAUCUGAGGAUCUUACUAAACAUAAUGAUUGGCAGGAAUGGGCUGACCAGCUUAUCACUGAUAAUGGUGCUUUGACUACUGACUUGAAUGAUCUCCUUGCUGAUGCAAGUAUUGCAAUUCCAGAACCAAAGGUACAUCAUCACAUGUCCAAUCUGUCAACAAAUUUCUCAGUACAGCAUCCCAAUAAUCAGCUUCCAGCUACACCUGGAGAAACUUGCACAGCUGUUGCUCAAUCAUCUUCCGCAAAUUGUGCUCAAACCAAGCAACGAAUGCGUUGGACACCAGAACUUCAUGAAGCCUUUGUGGAGGCAGUCAACAAGCUUGGUGGAAGUGAAAGAGCCACUCCUAAGGGUGUCCUAAAGCUAAUGAAAGCUGAAGGUUUGACCAUCUAUCACGUAAAAAGCCACCUACAGAAAUACCGAACAGCUAGAUACAAACCAGAGACGACAGAAGAAUCUUCAGAAAAAAAACUGACCUCUAUUGAAGAUCUGUCAUCUCUAGACAUGAAAACGGGCAUUGAGAUCACUGAAGCUUUGAGAAUGCAAAUGGAAGUCCAAAAGCAGCUUCAUGAGCAGCUUGAGAUUCAAAGAAAUCUGCAACUUCGAAUAGAAGAACAAGGGCGUUACCUUCAGAUGAUGUUUGAGAAGCAGUGUAAGUCGGGUAUGGACUUGCUCAAGGGGACUUCUUCUGCAACUGAGAACCCAUUAAAGGAGUUCACGGAUGCAGUUGGAAAUGCUCCCUCUAAAGAUGAUUCAGGAGUACCAGUUGACAAUUGCGAAACAGGAGGGAAAUCAGCAGGGGAAAAUUCUCAGGAUGUGGGAGAGAAACAUAAAGCUCACGAGACUGAAGUUGCCGGAAGUUGUGAGGCAAAUGUAGCUGGCUCGUCCAAUUUGCCAGCAUCCAAGCGUGCUAAAGUGCAUAGUUAG